Messenger RNA from Carassius auratus (goldfish), 4155 nucleotides. Its product is annotated as disrupted in schizophrenia 1 protein-like. The transcript has 14 exons. NCBI's taxonomy places the organism in Eukaryota, Metazoa, Chordata, Actinopteri, Cypriniformes, Cyprinidae. Gene Ontology annotation, cellular component: intermediate filament cytoskeleton; microtubule organizing center; microtubule. Gene Ontology annotation, biological process: cilium assembly; neuron migration. Bases 502 to 2925 code for a protein of 807 amino acids. The record is from RefSeq and is a predicted model, not a curated record.
GGAGUCAAAUUCCAGCAGACGUCACAGAAACACGCCGCGUAACGGGACAAAGUGCGGCUGCAAUCCGGCUCUCGUCUGCUUUCUGACAGCAAUGUGCUGCCGUGGCUUCAUUUUCCAAGUGGAUUUAAUAAAAUAACAAAACAAAGAACUUUGAAACAUUCGCUAUGGAUUAAACAGAGGAACACAAGCGCGAGCUUUCUUCAGGUUUCCCGACAGCGUUUCCCUCUGGCAGGAAACUCGCCAUUUGCGUCGCAGAGUUGGAUAUUUAAUGGAUCUAUUUCAUCCAAGCGUCGAUUAAGAUUACAUAUCUGAAAACCCCCGACUUUAAGUGGAAAGUGUGCAAAAAAAAAAAAAAAAAAAAAAAAAAAAAAUAUGAAAGAAAGCGAACGCGCUCGGUUCACGCGUAAAGCGCACGCGCAGCCCGUCGGAGAAUGACGCGCGCGGCGUUUGGAGUUUAACCGACCGCAACUAGUUCCGUGGAUUUACCGGUUUUAACCCGGCAUGAUGUUCGCAGGAAUGAUCAUGGUGGAAACCAGCUCAAAAACACCCCAAACUGACACCGACUCCGCGUGUCGCCUCUGCGCUGUGAGGACAGGUGGUGCGAGUCCGACCGCUGCAGCGGGAAACCAUCACAGACGGCCGGGAUAUCAGUCAUGUGACUCCAAAAGUCCUGUUUCUGGCUCGCCUACUACUGAGAACACUCGAAAGAACACUAGAAAGAGCGCUUCGGGUUUACCCAGCGAGCAAUGGCUUAAGGAUGUUUACGAGAGAGACGACAGCCGGGAUUCUUCCAAAACUCAGAGUCUGCGUGACGCAGAGGAAAACUCCUCAAUGCCAUCGCGCAACGUUUUUAAUUCGAGCUUCAGUUUCAUUCAGCAGUCGCUAGAAACUAGUGAUCUAUUAGAUGCGAGCACCAACAAAUCUGUGUGUAAAGCAUCUGAAUGGGAGCGAGUGAAGACGUGUGAUGCUUUUAAACCACACACUGCUUCAGGAAGUCACUCGAGCCAAUCAGAGAGCAGCAGUGUUCCAGCUAGCCAAUCAGAACAUGAGGUUUUCUCAUUAAGCAAUUCGCCUUGCUCGAUUGGUCAGUCGGUGCGACAGAAAGGGCUGCUAUUGGACCGAGAGCUGUGGCUGGUGGAUCUGGACGUACCCUGGCCACACCGGGACAGACAGAUUUCGUCCUCCAUGGCGUCUUACGCAAAAGAAAGCGUCCAGGACUCCGAUUCGAGCUCUCUGGACACUGAAGUCACGUCCUCGCUCUCGAUUGACUCGUCAGACUCGACCUCGGCCUCAUCGGUCACGUCCGGUUACGACAGCACAACCCCCUCCUCACAUCGGAGUCGGGACGGUCUGAUAAAGAAGUACGAGGAUGUUCUGCAAGACUGUCUGCAGAGCAAUCGCACAAACACCAAGAUCAAGUCCAUGAUGAUGAAGCUUCAGAGAUUACAGCACAAAGCGGUUCUGGAGGACGACUUUGACACAGCCGAGCGUUUUGGUAAGAAGCUAGAGGAGCUGAGGAGAGAGCGAGCGAUGCUGAAGCCUGGUUUACCGUCCAGACACCCGGAGCUCGCUGGAUUCCUGGAGCGUCUCAGGACGGCCGUCCACAGCGUCAUCCACAGGACACACACACACUGCAGGCAAAAUGGUGAAUUGAGUGACGAUCAGGGAUCAGGCAGCUCUCAACCUCGAACACGAGAGAUGCUUUUAGAGGAAAAACAGAGGAUUCAGAAGGAGAUGAGUGAUGUUCAGCGGAGGCUGGAGGAGCUGCGAGAGCGGAGCAGAGCUGUGGAGGAGCAGCUGGAGCAGCUGGAGCUGGAGGAGCCCGUCCUCGGAGGCUGUGAUCCGGCUCAGAUGCGGCUGAUGGCUCGAGGGCUGGAGGACAUGAUCAGCUCUGAACACCGGGGCCAGAUCAGUGCGUCUCCACCCGCAGAGAUCAUCAGACUUCAGGAGCAAGAGCGAGCACUGAGUUUAUCUGUCAAAGAGGCAACAGCUAAAGUGUUAUUGAGUCAGAGACUGGGAUCUAGUCUGCGUCAGAAGGUCAGCGAGAGUGAAACACAGCUGCUGGCCCUUCAUGAAGCCAAGCUCGUGGCCAUCUCAGGAAAUGACUUCAGCAGUGCGAAGGAGCUGAAGGCAGAAAUCAGGAGCGCGUACGGCGAGAGAGAUCGUCUGGAGGCUCUGAAGAGGAAGCUGAAGACUCUGAGCACAGGAAGUGGACGUGAUCUGAGCCGCAUGAAGGAGCAACACACCCAGAUCAGACUGGAGCUGCAGGAGAGAGAAGCCCAGUACGAGCGUAGUUUAAAGGAGAACACUCUGAAGUACAUUGAGCUUCUGGAGGACAGACUUCACAGCUGUGGAAGUCCUGUGCUGGAACACAUUUGGGAGGCUGAUUUGGAAGCUUGUCAUCUGCUCCUGAAAAGCCUCGAUCAGCACACAUCCAUUACCGGUAUCUCCGAAACCGAGGAUCUGCCCUCUGUUCCUGGAUCGGUUUCAGAUGUCCUGCUGUUCAGUAAAGAGGAAGCGGACUGCGCCAUGUUGACCGCUCUAGGGGGCCGCUGGUGCCCCGAGGCCGACCUCCAACACUCAGAGUUCACUAAGAAAUUAGAGGAGUUUCUCUUCUGUUUGGAGGAUGCUUCCCCUGAGGAUCUGUGCGGAGAGACGACAGAGCUGACAGAGCGAUGUGAAAUCAUCAGUGAGCGACUGCAUUAUCUGGAAGACCAGCUUCAGACUGCUAUAGACCACCAUGACAAGGACCUCACUCUGUCUCUAGAGAAAGAGGUUCAGGAAGUGAAGGCUGCUCUUCAAGCGAUGCUGUCCCAGCUGAAGGAGGAAGAGGAUGAAGAGAAGUAUUGUGAUGAAGAAGAAGAACAGGUUGAAGAUGAAGAGCUAGAAGAGGAGCAUUACUUCAGUGACAGCUGGGAAAUCUGAAUCAUGAUUAAAGAAGUCUGUUUUCAUGCUAUCCUCUCGCACUGAGCACUUAAAGAGAAUAGUUUCUACUUUCAUCUACUUGCUCUUAUGUCAUUUCAAAAGCAUUUGCUCUUUGUUUACUCGAUGCUAUAUUUCGUCUUUUGUCGAGGAUGCCAGUACACACCCCUCUCCACUUUCAUUGAAAAGUGUCAUCAGUUUUAGUUUCAUGCAAGUGAGGAAUUAGUGUUUAGAAUGACAUGUGGGUGAGUAAAUCUUGACAGAAAUCAUUUUUGGGUGAAUUAUUUUAUUAUUAGGACCACUAACCGUUUAAAUGUUGUCAGGAGUUGCCUUAAAAUGCAAAAUAUAAUUCACAUCUCAGUGUUGCCAGCCACUAUUUUAUUCUCGUCCUGUUUAUUUAUUUAACUUACUAUAUUUUGCAGCGGUUUCUUUGCUUUUACAUCACAUCGCAGAGGCCUGAUUUUGGAGCUUAGGGUUAUUUUAGUAUAUUUAACCGCAUGGCAUCCUAUUUAUUUAUUUAAAUUGCUUUGAUAUAUCAUUAUAUAUGUCUGGGACCAAUUUUUUUUUUAUAUAUAUAGAUAUAAAGAGCAAUAAAUCUGAAAAAAGGUGAAUAAAAAGUACCCGUCGGUUCAGACUGUCAGCUCAUGAUUGUAAUGUAACUUCAACUUAUUUCCACCGUACAAUUGAAUCCUGAACAGUGUUUUCAGGUUCAUGACAGAAGUAUGUGGUGCUUUGACUGAAACGCCUGUAUUUCUGUCCUGCUGAUGAAUUAUAAGGGCCAUGUAGCAUCAAGAGGCGUUUUGAAUUUUUUUUUUAAACCAUCUCCUUAUUUGAAGCAGAAAACAGGUGUUUUUUUAAGUUUUAAUUUAUUUUACUUUUUUUAAAGAAAGCACUUUUAUUAUGUAAUUUUUUUUGUCUUUGUUACCUGUGGAUUUUCACCUGUACUGAAAAUGUUGUUUGUUUGUACUAAUCCCACAAAUGUAUAUUUGCAUGUUCAUAAUCUGGUUUUACUCACCACUUUUUCUAUUUUAUAUAUAUAUAUACAGUUUGCCAAUUCUUAAGUUGUUAGUAUGAUAUUUUUAUUGUUUAUAAAUACAUUGGAUACUCUUGCAAAAAUGCCUUAGUAUUUCUUCCCCCCAUAAAACACCCAAGUUUAGUUUGUAAAAGAUUACACCAGACGACACAAAAUGCUAAAAAAAGGCAUCUAAAAUGAAUAAAGUCAUUAUGAAAUGA